Molecule: messenger RNA, 2084 nt
Organism: Heteronotia binoei (common prickly gecko)
Lineage: Eukaryota; Metazoa; Chordata; Lepidosauria; Squamata; Gekkonidae
Gene: CMTM6
Product: CKLF like MARVEL transmembrane domain containing 6
Exons: 4
Coding region: 728-1291 (187 amino acids)
Cellular component (GO): membrane
Source: RefSeq, a predicted model, not a curated record
UGGCAAUGUAAACUUUACAGUAUUAAGCCAUUUGUGCUUGGGUGUGAACGGUGCCACUGAAAAGUGCAGAGUAGGUAUUGCAUACGAGUUUUACAGCUGUAGUUAAUGCAGGAAACCACCGAAGAAACCUUCCCUCUGUUGCGAAAUACAGAACUACGGCUCGCUUUCUCAAGAGUCGGCUCUUCAUCGUCCUUCUGGCUACCGAGAUUUGGCAAAUUAAGUUCUGAGAUGCCACUUCGUAACGGUAGUUAGUGAGGGAACUGCACUCUGCACUUGCUUAGAAGCACUCGUCAGCUUGCAAGUCGCGGCUGCUAACGCCCGGUCCUUGAAGCCUGGCUUGAGCCUUCUUUGGGUGCCUUUACAAGGCUGGCGGGACAAAGCUGGAGUCCAGUGGGGCACCUUUAAGGCCAAGUGCUUUAUUCAAGGUGUGAGGUCUGGUGUGCAGGCACACUUCCUCAGGCCGUCCCUGGGAGGCCGGGGUGUGUGUGUGUGUGUGCGCAGGCCGGAAUUCCCUGCGGGAGACGGCCUGAGAAGUUCCGCCACCGCUCGACGCCUCCUUCUCUGGCUCCUCCUGUUGGAGGAGGAGGUUUUUGUGCCGGGCGUGGGGCAGCUCCGCCUCUUGAGCAGAGCUGAGGAGCGGCCGCUUCUUUCUUUCUUUUUUCCCUUUCGUUUUCCCGCAGAAUUUCCCGUUGUUGCCUCGGCUCCUCGGAGCCCUUGUUCGUCGGCUAUGGAGAACGGCAGCUCGGUCUACGAACCGACGACAAGCCCGGCCGAGCAGUCGCCCCACAAAGGACUCCGCUACUGUGGCUGCACCGCCGCCCACCUGGGCCCCGUCCGCCUCUUCCUCAAGGCUUUGCAACUGGGGCUGUCUUUCCUGGCCUUUGUGCUUGAAGAAAUCAUAGAUGUUUGCACCAGUUGUGGUGGGCUUUACUUCUUUGAAUUUGUCAGUUGCUGUGCCUUCCUCUUGUGUAUCCCGAUUCUUGCCAUGUACUGCACGUCACUCUACGAGAGAGUAGGGAAGGACCAAGUCAAGCAGUUGGAUUUCUGGAUUGUUGCAGUAAUGGGGUUCGUGUUCUUACUAGCUUCAAUUAUAUUUUCUGCAACCAAUGAUAGGACAUCAAUUGAAGUCGCUGCGAUUGUGUUUGGAUUCUUUGCCAGCAUAGCGUUUAUUGCGGAUUUUGUCAAGAUGUGCCUCCAGGGUCCUCAUGCUAGAAAAGAGACACAGCAAGAAAACACAAACAGGCCACUGAAUCCAGCAGAGAAUCAGCCACUGAAUAACCAGCCAGUCUAAGCUCUAACGUACGGUUUUAUUGUCCUGGUUUCUAAGUGAAGCUGAAAUAGUUCUGCCCUUUUAAGCUGUGUCCAGAUGGUUAAGAUUUCAUUUCAGUUUUGUAUCUCAUCAUCCUGGUCUUCAUGGAGUUUUCAUAUGCUUCCUAAAUGGAAGGCUGUUAAGGAGUACUGAAUGUUCGUAAUUGCACCCAUUCAACUUUGUCCUUGUACACCAUUAAUAAAUGUGGUGAGGUGGGGUGCAGUUUUUGAGAUGGGAUUAUGAAGGAGCUAGGCUUUGUUUCUUCUAAAAAUGUAGAGAAUAGGUGCACUAAAAAGGUAAGUGGGUGCAAUGCCAGAAUAAAAUGUAUUUAACAACAAAAAUUACAGUAAUGAAGAAGGGCUGGGAUAGUGACUGAAACAGAGGUUCAUUAUGUUGGAUCUCUAGGCAAACUGUAGGAAAGUUUAAAUAUCUUUUUUUUUACACUUCCAUACAGGAAAAACUAGGAAGUAGAGUGGCAAUACCAGAGAUAGAUUUUGUGUACCACAACACAAUCCAAAUCUAGGCUGUCUUUCCCACUUGUACCAUCAGCCAUUUCCCUUUAUCACAAACAUUCCCUCCAAAUUUUUAUUGACAUUUUGAGCAAUAAGAAUUUUAUAAUAUUUGUCUGGAUAGAACUGGCUCAUGAAAUCAGUGGUUUAUGGAAUCUUGCCUUUUUAUAAAAUAACCAAUUAUGUACAGUUUACCAUUGCAUACAUGCUUUUUGUUUAAAAAUUAAAUUCAAAUGAAAUAAAAUUAAGUAAUUUUCUGUUUAAAA